Molecule: messenger RNA, 648 nt
Organism: Pogonomyrmex barbatus (red harvester ant)
Lineage: Eukaryota; Metazoa; Arthropoda; Insecta; Hymenoptera; Formicidae
Cellular component (GO): extracellular matrix
Source: RefSeq, a predicted model, not a curated record
AUAUUUCUUCUCUGCGCUUUGAUCAGUUUCGGUCGAGCAAAUCUUCUUCGUAAAUAUCCUUCUGGAUCAUUUGGAAACUCGAGACAUGCCUUCUCGUGCGCACCUCUCGAUUCAGGGUCGUCAACUACUCUCGGACCGGCGAUCGCGUGUACAUUGAAACCAGCAACAUUGAUAGAUAGCAAGAGUGAUAGCGAGCCUACACCAACGAGUGACGUAUCGUUACUUACCUAUGUUAAAGUGUCGGCACCUUUAUUCUACAAAUCUUUACCGAGAACGUCUUCUUUGAUAUAUAUUGCACCACCCAUCGUCAAAUCUGCAUCAGCUAUCGUAGCUACAGAACCAAAAAUAUUGGAAAAAGAUGUUCGAUAUAUGGCAGAUCCCAAAUAUUCCUUUAAUUAUGGUGUGAUCGACGGAUAUACUGGUGACUCUAAAUCAGCAUGGGAAGAACGAGAUGGAGAUACAGUUAAAGGAGAAUAUUCGGUAGUCGAAGCCGAUGGAACUAUUCGUACUGUUUCUUAUACAGCGGAUGAUCAUAAUGGCUUUAACGCGGUUGUGACUAGAAGCGAGCCUCCGAAAGACGCGAAAACUGCAGUUGAAGUAAAAACAUUUAUACCUGCUGCUAUAUUUGCUAACGACAGGCACAAAAUU